UUAGCUUUCCCUUUUUUACCAGCAGCCCAUCCAUCUCUGAUCUCUCUCUCUCUUAACUUCCUGUAUUUAGCUGAGGAGACCACAACCCUAGAGUCACUGAUCAGGCUAAAAAGCUCUUUUUGUUGGGCUAAUAAUUGCUCUUCCUCUCAUAAAAGAGUAAAGAGUGGGAGUAAAGAGUGAGCUUCAGAAGCAUUUCGAAAUGAUCGAAGAGGGUCGAGCAGCCGCAUCUCCGCCGCAUGGUUUUUUGCUUCUGGUGGUGGCCGGAGUACUCGCGGCGGCACCGUUCUUCCUCGGAGAUGGAGGCGCCGCCGUUACAGAAGCCAUAUCGGACUUGCUGAGCCCGGCGGGACUCCUACUUCUCCCGGUGGUUCUUGUUUUCCUCAUCCGUUUCCUUUCUUCAGACCGAGCCUAUGCUGUCUCCGAUCUCUUUUCCUUCGGCUCGCCGGAUGCCAUCCACCGCGUUGGUGGGUCUCCGUUAGGCGUUGCUGCCGUCCUCGUCCUCCUUCUCUUUCUUCUGUACUAUCGCGUCUCCAUCUUUUCCGACGACGACGCCGGCGACUGAGAUGGAUCGGCCGCUUCCCGUUUUGCCCCUGCCGUACGGGGUCAUUUUCGACUUUUCGUCAAUGUCUUCGUGUUAGCAGAUCUGUAGCUUUGUUUUUGUACAUUUAUGAAAUGCUGAUCUUUACCUGGCCCCUCAGCAAAAAUCUUCUUGUAUC
This is a messenger RNA of Dendrobium catenatum, 716 nucleotides long. RefSeq lists its product as uncharacterized. Lineage: Eukaryota; Viridiplantae; Streptophyta; Magnoliopsida; Asparagales; Orchidaceae. The coding region runs from base 200 to 562 and encodes 120 amino acids. The record is from RefSeq and is a predicted model, not a curated record. The transcript has a single exon.